Messenger RNA from Ipomoea nil (Japanese morning glory), 1638 nucleotides. Its product is annotated as F-box/FBD/LRR-repeat protein At1g13570-like. The coding region runs from base 67 to 1422 and encodes 451 amino acids. The record is from RefSeq and is a predicted model, not a curated record. Gene Ontology annotation, molecular function: protein binding. The transcript is spliced from 5 exons. NCBI's taxonomy places the organism in Eukaryota, Viridiplantae, Streptophyta, Magnoliopsida, Solanales, Convolvulaceae.
AGUGUUCGCAGGUCGCCGGCGCUGCAUUCUUCCGGCUAUUUUGAUUACUUACAGUUAUAUAAGAUUAUGGGUCGUGGACGGCGGCAUAGACGGCAACGGAGAGAUGGAAAUAGUGAGCUUCUUGCAGAUACAUGGAGAGAUAGAAUUAGUGAGCUUCUUGCAGAUACACGGAGAGAUAGAAUUAGUGAACUUCCGGCAGAUAUACUUGACAAAAUUUUGGUGUUAUUGACAACUGUUGAAGCUGCUAGGCUUGCUGUUUUGUCUACCCAUUGGAGAAAUGUUUGGCUCAAUCUCACAGAACUCGACUUUGGUCAUGACUUCUUUUGUCACAUUCGGAAAAAAUAUGACCAUGAUGAAAAGGAAAACAUUGAUAUCUGUACAUCUAUGAGUUUUUAUGUGAUCAACAAGGUUCUCAUGCAACACAAUGGAGUUAUUCGCAAAUUUGCCUUCAAUUUUCCUUUUAGCACUGCCAAAGAGUUUAGUUAUCGGUCAUUUGGCUUUGACCAAUGGCUCCCUUUUGUCACACAAAAUGGUGUUGAAGAAAUCGACAUUAGUGUUUCGGACGAAGGUGAAUACAAGCUGCCGAAAUGCAUAUUUUCUUGCCUAACACUAAGGAGCUUGCGUCUUAAUGGAAUCUCUGUCGAACCACUAAAUGCCCAUUGCACAUUACCAAAUCUUACUUCACUUUGUUUUGAAAGUAUUAACUUUGAUGGUGGAGAUCUUCUGCCUAAUGUUCCUAUGCUCGACAGUCUGUCAUUUGUAUUAUGUGAAACUGAGUCUGAAAUUAACAUUACUGCUCAAAAACUUAGUAGUUUAGCAAUCACCAGUAUCUUUGUGCGCCAACUCUCUGUUAACUUGGGCUUGGAAUCUGUUCGUACUCUUGAAUUGGAUUGUACUUCUCUCGAGGAUUUUGUUGAUAGACUUACUGGAAGUGGACUACAACAACAACCACCUACACUAAAUGUGGAACACUUGAUGUUAUCAAAUAACUAUGGGGAUGUGGAUGAUGACAUUUCUGAGGACAUUUCUGAUGCAUUCAUUCAUUUGCUUCGAAUAUGCCCAAAGUUAUGCCAACUUGAUAUAGAUUUAGAAUUUUCCCCAGUGGCCUGUAAUUGUUUUUUUGAUCCUGAGCGAAGACAUUUCAAGGAAUUUCAUGCUGUUACUCAAAGACAUAAAUUGCUUCAGACUUUGAAUCUGAAUUCAUUUAGAGGGGCUUACACUGAAACCCUUUUCAUCAUGGUGCUACUUGAUAGCUUUCUGGCACUUGAGAAGGUUGUCAUUACUCCUGCAAGAUCAAUGGCUGUCUGUUAUGAAGAUGCUGAAUACGAAUACUUUGACUUUGAAACUCAUAAGUUGGAGCUGUUGGAUUUUCAUUGUGCCUCCACAAAAGCCAAAAUUAUUUUCAGCUCUAAGAAUCCAUAGUGUACUUCUAUGGAAUUGAGUUUGUGCAUUGACUCGUACUCUAUAGGUUUGGUGAUGUAUAACUGUUAGUUUGAGGAUCUUUGCAAGUUAACUGUAUUGGAAUGCAACUUUUUUGUUUUCCUGUGGAUAUGGAGGGAUGCUGUUUUCUUGUGCCUUCUAUAACAUUAUAAGAAUUUUGUAGGUAAUUCGUAUUUAUACUUUAGUGGUUUAAUUGUA